AUGGGUAUACGACAAUGCCAACGACGCUUCCAACGUUCCGUGAUAGAAUCCUCACCACGAAUGAUGUGUGCCAUCACUCAGCUGCCUCACGUCCGUCAUCCUGGACUUUGUUUCCUGCAAGGCGAUUACAUGAUAAUUGAUGCGCCCUGCAGCGAGAAGGGCGUGAAGAGCGGUGUUGGUGGAGAUUGUCCUGGCGUUGUAGGUGCAGAGCAUGAGACAAUCUCCAUGGCGAGUCAUUGA
Strongylus vulgaris is the source of this 240-nucleotide messenger RNA. The record is from the annotation of a GenBank genome assembly. NCBI's taxonomy places the organism in Eukaryota, Metazoa, Nematoda, Chromadorea, Rhabditida, Strongylidae.